This is a messenger RNA of Athalia rosae (coleseed sawfly), 984 nucleotides long. RefSeq names its product 39S ribosomal protein L16, mitochondrial (gene mRpL16). Gene Ontology annotation, molecular function: rRNA binding; structural constituent of ribosome. Gene Ontology annotation, biological process: mitochondrial translation. The coding region runs from base 164 to 892 and encodes 242 amino acids. NCBI's taxonomy places the organism in Eukaryota, Metazoa, Arthropoda, Insecta, Hymenoptera, Athaliidae. Gene Ontology annotation, cellular component: ribosome; mitochondrial large ribosomal subunit. The transcript has 5 exons. The record is from RefSeq and is a predicted model, not a curated record.
GAAAGGUCGAAAGCAAGCUUCUGCUCGUCCAUCGUAUCCACCUAGUUGCUUUGCUGCUCGUGUUAUGCAGCAGAGGUUAGGGAAUAGCAAUUUAUUGGACUGAUGAACAUCAGCCAAAUUAUCAAAGAAUAAAUCGGACCACUCGAACAGAAUACCCGCAAAGAUGUUAGAAGUUAGAACGCUACUCCGCUCGGUGCUGACAGUCAAAAAGUUACCAGUAAUGUCGUCGCAGAUCGCUGGAAUGAAAUAUUUUCCACCGCCUAAAAAAUAUGAAAACAUAGAGUACCCCGAAAGGUUGAAGUUAAAGAUCAUGGAAAAAGUUCCACAAUUACCUUCCAAUAUAAAACCUCCAAAAAUGCAGAAGCGGCUGCGAUAUAUGCGAGGCCCUGAAACAGUGCAUAACCAGCUAAUACACAAGCAGUAUGGGAUAAUUGCCACUGGAGGUGGGAGACUCAGGUAUGAACACUUUGAAAUAAUUCGAUUGGGAAUAAUUCGAAAAAUGGUACCCAAUCGAAUGUUUGCCAUUUGGAGGGUGGAUGCUCCGUGGCAGCCAGUAACGAAAAAGGGCCAGGGUCAACGAAUGGGUGGAGGAAAAGGAGCGAUAGACCAUUACGUUACUCCCAUAAAAGCUGGUAGAGUGAUAGUCGAAAUGGGUGGUCACUGCGAGUUUGCCGAAGUGAAGAGAAUGUUAGAACUCAUAGUAAAUAAAUUGCCAUUCGCUGCUGAAGUUGUUAGUCAGGAAAUCUUGGACAAGAAAUACGCAGAGGAAGAACGAUUGAACAAAAUCAAUUUGAACACAUGGAAUUUCGAGUACAUUAUUAAGAACAAUAUGGGAGGCUGCGGCAAAUGGUUGUCUCCAUUUGAUCAUCGUUGGUUCGGAAAGUACCGAUGAUUCUUUUUUGCAUGAAUCAAAAGUUACUAUCCACUGACUACUGUCAACCUGUAGAUAAAUUUUGUUAAUAAUAAAACUCACGAAACAAAUAA